ACUUACCUGAGUUUAAUAAGCUGUCUUUCUUCCAGUGUCUUUCUCCUAGCUUGCCAAUUCGCCUCAUUCUUCUAUCACGAGUCUGCCGAGGUGCAAAAACAGAGUACCUCCAAAACAAAUUCUUGAAAGCGUAUAAACUUACCUAGGUCGCUACAGAUUCACGAUGGCAAAGGAGUAUAAAGUCCCGUUCGUGCUGGAGAAACCUGAGCUCCUCAAAUUUGACGCCUUCGUUAAUAAUGAAUGGGUUCAAUCAAAGACUGGCGCUAGAUUCGAAGUCAUAGACCCUGGAACAGAUACUGCAUGGGCCAGCUGCCCCAUAUUCACAGCGGAAGAUGUCCCUCAAGUUGUCGAAACAGCACAAGCAGCAUUUCAGAAAUUCGCGAGAACCUCUCCGCGACAGCGAGCGGAGUGGCUCACAAAAUGGGACGGUCUUAUCAAAGAACACAAGAUGGAUAUUGCAAAAAUAUUAACUCACGAAGCGGGUAAGCCAAUCGGAGAAGCUGCAAGGGAAGUAGACUUUUCCACGGCGUCUCUAUUGUGGUUCGCAGGAGAGGCAGAACGUAUCGAAGGUACGGUUGCGACUACUUCAUUCCCUCCUGGUCGAAGAGCAUUCACCAUCAAGCAACCCAUUGGUGUCACGGUUGGCUUAAUACCAUGGAAUUUUCCAAUUGGAAUGUUUUUACGCAAGAUUAGCCCUGCGCUCGCUGCUGGAUGUCCGAUGAUCGUAAAGCCCAGCCCAGAAACACCUCUCAGUACAUUGGCUCUAGCCUACUUAGCUGCAAAGGCUGGCUUCCCACCCGGUGUCAUUACUGUGUUAACAACGGACCUCGACAAUACCCCGAGUUUAAGUGAGGCACUUUGCAGGCAUCCACUCGUCAGGAAGGUUACUUUCACUGGGUCAACGCGUGUGGGCAAAAUAAUUGCUGCUCACUGUGCUCAAGGUGUCAAGAAAGUCACACUCGAGCUCGGUGGGAACUCUCCAUAUAUCGUAUUUGAUGACGCGAACCUCAGUCAAGCUGCCACAUCUUUGAUGAUGGUGAAAUGGAUAAAUGCAGGCCAAGCCUGUAUCUCUGCAAAUCGAAUUUACGUGCAAUCCGGAGUAUAUGAAAAGUUCGCAGAGAUCAUAAAGGAACAGACUGGCAAGAUUGUUGUUGGACACGGCUCUGUUCCUAAUACUACCAUGGGUCCAUUAACCAGCCCUCGUGGACUGGUUAAAGUCAUCAAUCAGAUCGAUGAUGCCACAAAACUUGGUGCCAAAGUCAUUCUAGGCGGUCAUCGUGUGCUAGGCAAUCCAGGAUACUUUAUAGAACCAACAAUUCUCAAGGAUAUGACAACUGAAAUGUUGAUCUCUCGAGAAGAGAGCUUUGCACCCGUGCUCGCGUUGUACAAAUUCGAGACGGAAGAAGAGGUCACCGAGUUAGCCAACGAUACCAGUAUGGGAUUGGCAAGCUAUGUAUUCACCAAGAAUGUCGACCGCAUUUGGCGCAUGUUCGAGAACUUGGAGGCCGGAAUGGUGGGACUCAAUUCUGUGUGACGAUCUAGCUCAAACUUCUACAUUGGAGACGCCAUUUGGAGGCACCAAGGAAUCCGGCUAUGGCAAAGAGCAAGGGAAGCAUGCCAUGGAGGAGUAUUUGAUCACUAAGACUGGUGUACUAGCACUUGAAGGCCAUGUUUAGGUAGACAGGAGAUGACAGGAUGAGAUUGGCUUAUACAUUUACUUACUGAACCAACUGUUAUGUGCAGCGUACGCUCCAUGGUGAUUGUUUAUUUAGGCAAGGUCGAAUAAAAUUUGAUAACUAGUCCU
Molecule: messenger RNA, 1804 nt
Organism: Talaromyces stipitatus ATCC 10500
Lineage: Eukaryota; Fungi; Ascomycota; Eurotiomycetes; Eurotiales; Trichocomaceae
Product: succinate-semialdehyde dehydrogenase, putative
Exons: 4
Coding region: 164-1534 (456 amino acids)
Molecular function (GO): succinate-semialdehyde dehydrogenase (NAD+) activity
Source: RefSeq, a predicted model, not a curated record